CAACACUUUAAAUCGCAGUUCCGCAGUUCGUUUACGACAGUCAACAAGUACUGCAUUAAUAUCAAGUGAACAAAUUUAAAAUAAUAAAAUAUAUAAUAAUAAUUAAAUAAUAUUGUCACGCUUUACUUGUUGUUUGUUAUUAUUUUACCGGUUUAUUUUAUAAUUAAACAAAUAAUAGUUUAAUAUUAUUUUAUUUGUGCUUAAAAUAUCGAGAGAAUUUUUUUUUUUAUUUGGCGCAAUUGUGAGACGACACACCGGUGGAAAUAAUCCAUUUAAUACAAUCGAUUUAGAGAGGGUUGAAAAAAUCCCUCUCAUAACAAAGCGUUCAACGGCCACCAACAUUUCAUUUAAGCAAGAAAAUAAUAAUCAAGAUAUAAAAUGUUUGCGACGGAAGAAAGAAUUGCCCGUUACACAUGGCGUGAAAUCGGUAGCAUCGUCGAAGGCUACAAUGAAUUAUCCAGCAGUAAAUAUCCCGACAAAAAUUCCAAUGAAAUUAAAUCAUUCAUUGACAGAGUUGAAUCCACAAAAUACAAAAAAAUCAACAGCCAAAAUCAACGAAGACAGUACAACAUCAUGUCAAAUUUGGGAGGAAAAUUAUCAGGAUUUGAGCGAUUGGUGUAUGGAUACAUUUAUCCGGGCCCCAUGCGAUUUUCCUGCAGGUGAAUUAAAUCAAAAUGAAAUUAAAGAUUGUAUUGAGAUAAAAGAUGAGCAAGAAGUUAUUGAUGCAAAUCAAAAUAAAAUUUAUUCAAUGAAUAAUAUGGGAGACGAAGUUUGGGGGAAAGAUUUAAAACAAGAAUUACAAUUAAUCAACAAUAAUAACAGCCAAUAUGACAAUGAUUUAUUAACAGAUUUAAAUGGAUGGCAAAAUGUCCUUAAAAAAGAUGAGUGGAUUCAACAAAUUGAUAACGAUCAAAUUGGUCAAACAGAAAAAUAUGAAAAUUGGGAUACUUUAAAUGUUUUUAAUAAUAAUAAUUCAUUUGAUUUAUUAUCUUAUCUUUGUGAUAAAGACGAUAUUUUUUCACUGGAAGAAAAUAUUUCUACAGAUUCUACAACAAUUUUAUCGAAUAAUAAUAAUAACAGAACGAUAAAUAAUAAUAACAAUAGUUAUGAAAAAAUAAAAUCAGAAUUAUUAAUUUCAUCUACGGUAUCAAGUCCAGAAUUUAAUGAGAUUAAUUGUUUGAAAAUGAAAUUACCAUCAACAGAUAGAUCAAUAGAAAAUACAAAAGUUAGAGGAAGACAGAGGGUUGAAGUAGUAAAUUCAAUACAAUUAGAUAAAGGAACAAAAAGAAAUUAUGAUUCUGAUGAUGGACUAUCAGAUUGUAGUAGUAAUUACAAAGAUUCAAGAGAAAAAAAUAAUCAAGCAUCUAAAAAAUCUAGAAUGAAUAAAAAAGUUAAAGAAAAUGAAAUGGAAUUAAGAGCAAUGAUACUUGAAAAUGAUAAUAAAAAAUUAAAAAUAAAAGCUGAACAAUUAGAAAAAUUAGUUAUUAAAAUGAGAUCAACUAUGUUACAAUUUGCAUUACAAAAAAAUAAUUAAUUUAUUAUUAUUUAAUUAUUUUAAUAAUUAAUUAUUGCAAUUAUUUUUAUUUUUUUUUUUUACAUUUAAAUAGUAAAGAAAAUUUCCUAUAAAUUAUUCAUUAAGAAAAAAAGAGAUUUAAAAAAUAAAAUAAAAAAUAUUUUUGUAAAUUAUUUACAAUUAAAAAAUAUUUUUUUAUAUAAUAAAUGUUAUUAAUAAUAAUAAUAAUUGUCAAGUUUUAAAUUUAAGUUGAUUAUUAUAUUUUUUUUUAUCAACAAAACUUGACAAAUAUUUUUUUAUAUAUAAUCUUUGUUUUAUUUUUUAUUGUUAUUUAAAAAAAAUAAAAAUGAUGAAUAAAAUUUAUUGUAGUUAUUUAAUAAUAAUAAUGUAAACUAUUUUUUUUUUUUUUUUCAAAAUAAAUAUAUAUAUACUUAGAAGUUACAGA
Aphidius gifuensis is the source of this 1958-nucleotide messenger RNA. RefSeq lists its product as uncharacterized. NCBI's taxonomy places the organism in Eukaryota, Metazoa, Arthropoda, Insecta, Hymenoptera, Braconidae. The coding region runs from base 449 to 1534 and encodes 361 amino acids. The record is from RefSeq and is a predicted model, not a curated record. Gene Ontology annotation, biological process: regulation of DNA-templated transcription. Gene Ontology annotation, molecular function: DNA-binding transcription factor activity. The transcript is spliced from 5 exons.